GGCUUUCAUGUAUCCUGCAAUGAGGCCAUUCCAUGAUGAGGUGUCUCUAAUACUCAUUAAAUCAAAUAGGUGACGCACAUUAUUGAUCUCGCCAUAUUUAGCAUACAUAUUGAUCAAGGAGCUACCCACAUGGAGGUCCUACUCGAGACCCCACCUCAAGUACUGGGAGUAGACAGAUUAUCCAAAGGGUACAUAGCCGACAUCAGUGCAGCAUUUGAGCACAAAUGGGAAGGUGAAGUGGUUGGACAACAGGCCAACGAAGAGCAUUUUGUUGAAAAGCUUGAGGGUAUCCUCCGAUGUGCCAUAAAGAGAGUGGCCCCAAAUGAGGGCAUUGAAGAGGAGGGAGGAACGGUGAGGAGUAUGGCAGAGGAGGAGGAAGGCAACACGAAGAUUGCUGGAGCUGGAGUACAUGGCGGCGAUCCUCGCAGUGAGGACGGCAUCGGAUUGGAAGCCUCAGAGGGUGAUGUGGGCAUGGAGCUGGCAGCCGAGGUGGAGGAACUUGGGGUGCAGGUCCUGCAGCGUGGUGGAACCUGGGGGUUAGAGAGGCGACCCGUAGUAGUAGAUGUCACGGCGAGUGGAGCCGGAUAUUGCAUCGGCUGAGUUGAUUAAUACUGUUUGAUAAAAUCCAAAAGCUUCUCUGAUGGAUAUUGUUUCUGUCUUAUUCAGGCUGAUGGAUAUGGUACUCACUUUUCUAGAACAUAACAAUACACAGUUUGUGAUAUUCAUAAAACUAUGGAUGGUUGGAUUAUGUUGGUUUGUUUGGGCAG
This is a messenger RNA of Elaeis guineensis (African oil palm), 767 nucleotides long. RefSeq lists its product as uncharacterized. Lineage: Eukaryota; Viridiplantae; Streptophyta; Magnoliopsida; Arecales; Arecaceae. The record is from RefSeq and is a predicted model, not a curated record.